Drosophila montana is the source of this 2261-nucleotide messenger RNA. RefSeq lists its product as uncharacterized. The transcript is spliced from 5 exons. Gene Ontology annotation, cellular component: plasma membrane. The record is from RefSeq and is a predicted model, not a curated record. NCBI's taxonomy places the organism in Eukaryota, Metazoa, Arthropoda, Insecta, Diptera, Drosophilidae. Bases 1 to 2196 code for a protein of 731 amino acids. Gene Ontology annotation, biological process: detection of chemical stimulus involved in sensory perception of smell; sensory perception of smell. Gene Ontology annotation, molecular function: odorant binding; olfactory receptor activity.
AUGAAUCUUACUUUUGAUAGGUCUGUGGAGGUGUUUUACACGGGUCAGAGGCGUAUUUUGGACUGGUAUUCGCUCUGGCCGCAGCAGGUGCGCUGGAAACGCGUGCUGCACGGGAUGAAUUUCUGGCUUGUUUUUGGAUUCUUUAUGAUGAUCUUUAAUCUCAUAUUAGCGCUGUAUAUUGGCAUCAAUAUACGGCAGAUGAUCGAGGUAAUGAAGGGCUUUUUUGUGCUGGCCACAAGCGUUGCCUACUCUAUAAAGCUGUUUUCCUUUAAGUCUAAUAAUGUAGCCCUACUCCAGUUCUUUGCCAAUCUGCACGAUGCACUAUUCCGACCGGCGAGCCCGGAGGAGCAGCAAAUCUUUGUAACCGCCAGGGAAUUAAGUCGUACUAUCCGCAAUUCUUACGGAGCUGUUUCGUUCUGUACUCUAAGUAUAUUGCUCCUUACUCAAUAUGUCAUCGAUAAUACCGAGCUGCCUCUGGCUACCUAUGAUCCUUUCAAUGGAACUCCCGGCUCCUUUGGCUACUGCGUCAUGUACAUUUAUCAAUGUGUUGCCCUCUCGUUCGGCUGCUUUAUGAAUAUAUCCAUCGAUUCGCUGUGCUGUUCGACAUUUAUUUUUAUUCGAUGUCAAUUAGAUAUUUUGGCAUUGCGACUACAAAAUAUUGGAACCGAUUGUGAUCUGGAAGACAAGAAGAAAGGAGCCGCAGCCGAAGUGGAGCUGCAGCUGAGGAAGUGCAUACAAUACCAUAUGAAGAUUGUUCAAUUGGCAGCUGAUAUCGAGGCUUUGGUCUAUAAACCCAUAUCGGCGCAAAUUUUCUGCUCGGUGCUGGUCUUAACUGCCAACUUCUAUGCCAUGUCGCAGUUAUCCGAUGAAAAGUUAUUGUUCCUAAAGAUGUUAAUCUACCAAGUCUGUAUGCUCCUGCAAAUCUUUAUAUUAUGCUACUUUGCGGGUGAGAUAACACAGCGCAGUCUGGGUCUGCCCCACGAUCUGUACAGAUCCAAUUGGGUGGGCUGGCAGAGGUCCAAUCGCCGCCUGCUGCUGAUGCUGAUGCAACGUCUGGAUAUUCCCAUACGGAUAAGGACAAUAAAUGGCAGCCAUGCCUUUGACCUGGAGCUGUUCGGUUCGUAUCAAGUCUGGUAUUUCGAUAUGUUGGGGAUGUGGCGUCUGCAUUUGGCUGCCACCUGGCAGCAGAACGUGUGGCAUCAGCUGCGCUGUUGCCUCAUGCUGGGCAUUGUGUCCGUUAUGCUGCUCUUCUUUGCCAUACGCGUCCUGGACAACAUAGAUCAGCUGAGUGUCAUACUGCAGGUGUUCUUCAUGUUUGCCACCGAGCUCUCCUGCAUGACCAAGCUGCUCAGCAUUAAGCUGCAAAAUGAACAGCACGCCAGGCUCAUCGACGAGAUGCAUUCCUCGUACUUUCGGCCCAGAUCUGCCAAGCAGACGCUGAUCUAUAGACGCGGCGCUCAGCGUAGCGUCAAGUGGCGUAAUCUGUACGCAUGGAGUUCCGUGCUGGCCGCCAGCCUCAUAUUGGUCACCCAAUGGUUUGUGGAUAACAACGCGUUGCCGCUGUCCAUGUAUGAGCCGUGCAAUUUGGCCCGGCCCAGCUGCUACUAUGGACUGUAUUUGUAUCAGGUGAUGUCGCUGAUGCCCACCUGCUGGAUAAAUAUUGCUUUUGAUUCCAUAUCCGGCUCGUUCUUAUUCUUUCUGGAGACACAGCUGGCUAUGCUGGCAGCUCGAUUGGAGAGCUUGGGCGCGGUUCUAACCCCGCUGGAUGAUCAGCGCAUUGCGCUGGAAUUGCGUGAUUGUUGCAUCCAUUAUGCACGUAUUGUGCAGCUUAAGGACCUGGUGGAUGGUUUUAUAAAGGUGCCCGGUUCGGUGCAGAUGCUCUGCUCGGUACUGGUGCUUGUUUCCAAUUUCUAUGCCAUUUCCAUACGCACUAAAGAAACGGCUUUUAUGAUCAUGAUGGUCUCAUAUCAGUUGGUGAUGCUCUUGCAAAUCUUCAUCAUAUGCUAUGGAGCCGAGGAAAUGAGCCAUCAGAGUACAUUACUUGCCCAUGCACUGUACAGCUCCGAUUGGACCAGUUGGAGCAGGAGUAAUCGCAAAAUGGGCCUGUUAAUGAUGCUGCGCUUUAAUGCGCCGCUGCAGAUGCACACCCUAAAUCACUCACAGAGUUUUAAUUCCACAACUUUUGCAUCUGUAUAACUAGUGUGCUUAUUAAUUGGUAAUAUUAUUAAUAAUUAUUUUUAUUUUACAGAUUGUGAACUGCU